UGCGAACAAAAACCAUGUACAUAUCAGUGCGAGAGUUUUAUUGAAACUUCAGCUGGUAGGCCUGAUUGUGUGAGGGGUGAACGGAAUGCCGGGCGCGGAGUUCAUGCCGUCCGAUCACGAGCUUCACGGCGCCGCCAUGGUCCACAGUGUGGAGAUCCCGGUGAUCGACAUGUCCUCCAACAACGCUGGCAGCCUCAUGGUGCAGGCGUCGAUGGAGUGGGGGAUCUUUCAGGUGGUGAACCACGGCGUGCCGGCAUCGGCCAUGUCCGAGCUGCAGCGCGUGGGGCGUGAGUUCUUCGCGCUCCCGCAGGAGGAGAAGCAGCGGCACGCCAUUGACCCGUCGUCAGGGAAGGCCGAGGGCUACGGCUCCACCCUGAAGCGGGACGUCCCCGGCGGCAUGAUGACCUGGUCUGAAUUCCUCUUCCACAACCUCGCGCCUCCUUCCGCCGUCGACCACGCAGUCUGGCCGCAGAAACCCAAUGGGUAUAGGGAGGCCAACGAGGCAUACUUUGCGCACCUGCAUACUCUGACGCGAAGGCUGUUCGAGGGAUUGUCUGCGGGGCUGGGGCUGGAAGAGGGCGCCAUGGAGGAGGCCUUCGGCGGCGACGACGUGGUGUUCCUCCAGAAGAUCAACUUCUACCCGCCAUGCCCGCACCCGGAGCUGGCGCACGGAGUCGCGCCGCACACCGACCUCAGCACGCUCACCGUGCUCAUGCCCAACGAGGUUCCAGGGCUCCAGGUGUCCAGGGACGAACGCUGGUACGACGUCAAGUAUGUGCCCGGCGCCAUCAUCGUUCACAUCGGCGACCAGAUCGAGAUUCUGAGCAACGGGAGGUACAAAGCCGUUUUGCACCGGACGACGGUGAGCAGCGAGAAGACGCGGAUGUCGUGGCCGGUGUUCGUCGAGCCGCCGAUGGAGCACGUCGUCGGGCCGCACCCGCAGAUCGUCGCCAGCGAGGGCCAAGCCAAGUAUAAGGCCAAAAAGUUCAAGGACUACAAGUACUGCAAGAUCAAUAAGCUACCGCAGUAGUCAAUCUUUCCAUCAAGACCUUCUGCUUAUGUGUGCGUCAGUAUUUACUUUGGGUUUGUCUCUUGUGCUUGUGCACAUCUCUUGAAUAUCCCUGGCGUAAUGUUGUCUGCUUGUACUGCCUCGAUGCUAGUAUAUUAUUGGUUAAAUAAUUAAUAAAUUAAAGGGUUGUGUCUAA
Molecule: messenger RNA, 1205 nt
Organism: Lolium perenne
Lineage: Eukaryota; Viridiplantae; Streptophyta; Magnoliopsida; Poales; Poaceae
Product: flavonol synthase/flavanone 3-hydroxylase
Source: RefSeq, a predicted model, not a curated record